Messenger RNA from Moneuplotes crassus, 1073 nucleotides. Lineage: Eukaryota; Ciliophora; Spirotrichea; Euplotida; Euplotidae. The record is from the annotation of a GenBank genome assembly.
UUUAGAUUUUUCAAGAAAAUGGAAACCUUAAGUGAUGAAUUUUACACUGACUCCGAUAGUGAUGAAGGGUUCUGCCUUGAAUAUAAGCAUCGAGUCAAAGAAGGGCAAGAGGACGACUGAUUUGAAUAUAUAAAGUUCUAUAUUGGCGAAAAUAUAGCAUCUGGAGCAUUCGGAACAGUCUAUUUCGCACAUGUGAUUGAAUCUAAUAUUAAAAAGCUCUUACCUAGCACAAUGGCAUGUAAAUAAAAUCGAGCAUAAGGGAGACGAUUAUACUAGGAAUAUUGUUAAAAAUGCGGAAGUUAAAUUUACACAAACUGGUAGAACAAAAUAGUUUGAUUCAUCUCUAUUGUGCAAUAGACACUAAAGAUGCUAUAUAUCUCUUCUUUGCAUUCCAUAAUGGAAGAGAUCUAAAAACUUUGAUGGAAAUGAAAGGUAAAAUGCCGGAAAAGCUUUGUGCUAAAAUAAUAAAGCAGAUUUUAAAGGGACUAACCGAGCUUCAUCAAAGAAACAUUAUCCAUAGAGAUAUUAAACCUGAUAACAUUCUCAUCCAUUUCGAUUGACUUGAUCCGAGCAAACUAGUUAAGAGAGAAUUCUUACAAGAUUGGGAUCCAGAAGUUCAUGAUAUUUUUAGCAUCAUAAUUACAGAUCUAGGAAUCAGCUGAAAUUGUGAUUCCAAUAUGGAAAAUAAAGUUGGAACAAUGUUCUACCUCGCUCCUGAGUGUUUCGAUUCUACUUAUGAUCACUCCGCAGAUAUUCUCUCCUUAGGUUUAAUAGCUUUUGAAAUGCUCACAGGAAAGAAACUCUUUACCUACAGUGAUAUGGGAGGAGAUAAGCAAAAGCUUUGACAACUAUGGAAAGAUAAGAGAGAGUAUGAAAUCCAUUGCUCUUAUGAAGCAAGACAAUUCUUACAGCAUACUAUUCAGGUGAACCCAUAUGAAAGACUUAAGGCUGACGAACUUUUAUUUCUAGAUUUUAUAGAAAAUGCUUACAAUGAAAAUGAAUACACUUGACUAGAGAAUCUCGAUGAUUGAUUUAUUCUCCCGACAGACCGGAAGAUCCCAUUUGAGCUUUAA